Messenger RNA from Larimichthys crocea (large yellow croaker), 2715 nucleotides. Its product is annotated as hepatitis A virus cellular receptor 1. The transcript has 7 exons. Gene Ontology annotation, molecular function: phosphatidylserine binding. NCBI's taxonomy places the organism in Eukaryota, Metazoa, Chordata, Actinopteri, Sciaenidae. Bases 37 to 927 code for a protein of 296 amino acids. The record is from RefSeq and is a predicted model, not a curated record. Gene Ontology annotation, biological process: apoptotic cell clearance; cytoskeletal rearrangement involved in phagocytosis, engulfment.
UGUUUUUCUGUCUGAGGCCAGUUUCAUCAGUCUGUCAUGUGUCAAUGGAAAAGAGAAGUAACAUCAGUGAGUCGUCCGUCUACUGUAGCUCCUCCUCUCUUCCUUUGUCUUUGUCUGUAUUUCUGUCUGUCUGUCUGUCUGUCUGUCUGUAGGAAGCACAUCAACAUGCUGUUUCUUCUUCUUCACACCAUUACCUUGGUCUGCUUCCUCGCAGCUCCAGCCUGCGUGUCAUCGGCCACCACGGAUACAGUGGUGGGCAUGGCUGGGAGAAAGGUGACACUGCCGUGUCACUCGGAGGCAGUGAGUCAGACUGGAGUGGAGGUGUGCUGGGGGAGAGGAGAACCUUCACUGUUCUCCUGCCAAAAGACUGUGAUCUACUCAGCCGGAGAUAAGGUCACAUACAAGAAGUCAUACAGGUACUCUGUAUCCUCCUCUUCCUCUCUGUCCAUCUUCAACUCUCGACCAUCAGACUCUGGUUUCUAUCACUGCAGAGUUCACCUGCCUGGUCUGUUCAACGACCAAACAUCCAUUGUUCACCUCAUCAUCAUCAACUCUCGCUCUGUGAACUUUGAAUCUUCUACAACAGAAACCUCUGAGAUCUCAGACAACAGGGACGCUGAGAACCUGAAUGCACCACAAACUACAACAGGUUUCACCAGACUAGGCAUGACAGGAAGUGAUGUCACUACGGGGGAAGAGGGCACCACAGGGCCAGUGGUGGCACUGGUUCAGUCGUCCGUCCAGCAGCAGCAGGUCAACAGUCUGCAGAGCUUCAUUGGAAACACAGUGAGAGUCUCCUUCAUCAUCUUCAUACCUGCAGUGAUGCUCACAGCUGCUUAUAGACUUUGGAGGACUAACCAGAGAUCAGACACUGACAGGAGGCCGAACCAAUCAGACGAGGAGGAGCAGGAGGACAGCUAUGUGUAGAAUGUUUUCUCUAACAUUUAAUCCAUCUACGCUACCACACAGACCUUCAUCACAGCUGGAAAAAGAUUAUUGUUAAUCAUUUGUGCUUGUCUCAGUGCUGGAAUGUAACAAAAUGCUUCCCAUGAAAUAGGAAACAGAGUGCUGUUUGCUUCCUCAUUUCUAUGUUUUUCUACAUAAAAACAGACAGAUAAUCAUGUUAAUUGAUUGUGAAUGCACGUUACAAACCCGCCACAAUGCACUGCAGGUAGCACUACCUUCCAGCGAACAUGGUCGGACACACAUCCUCCAAAACCAACGGUAGCCAGCAGUGAAUACAGUAACCUACUGAGGUGGUUUUCUUGCCAGAUUGGGCAUCAUGCGGCUGAGCCAGUUCAGUUCGCUGACCAAGUGAGCAGUCUUUCUAUUAGGAAAGUCAAAUAACUCAAAUCAGUAAUGUAAACGUUAUUCCCUGUUGGUCUCAGAGGCUGAGUUCGAACCCGGUCCAGCCGCUGAGUUCUGCUAACAGAAGAUUCAGUCAGCAGCAUUUCAUUAGCUGUAAGCUACUUCAGCGAUUGGUUAGGCUAUCUGUCCAUCAGGAAACUUUGUAGUUAAAGCUGAGCAGCCAGAUGACAUCAGGGGGAAAACUAGCAAAUACAAUAUGAUCCAAUGUCACCAAAAUCACUGAAAAAAGUUAUAAAGUUGUGCUUUUGUACAGAAAUCAGAUGCAUGUAGCAGCCUCAGACUGUAUGAGGCUGGUGUCAUAAGAGAGAAAGUGUUUCAGUAUUAGUAAUUAGUACUUUUUAAUUCACCACAUUUAUCUGACAGCUGUAGUUUGAACCUGUGGAGGAGUUGAGACAUCUCUUGUUUUUGCCAUUGCCAAAGACAAAAUUGAUCAUGUGACCAAACAGUUUUAAAGAGUCAUCAGUUUUACUCACCCUGUCAUGGAGAGAGGCACGUGGAAGAAGUGGUCAGCACAUUUAAGUUCUAAAAACAUAUUUAAAAAAACAUAUUUUUUGCUGUUUAAAGUGAUUUAUGUAUGAUGAUUCAAUUACAGACAUGCUUUUGUGUGUGUGUGUGUGUGUGUGUGUGUGUGUGUGUGUGUGUGUGUGUGUGUGUGUGUGUUAGGAAGUUACAACAUGAGGCUAUAUGAUUUGCAUGAUGUUAGCUCUAAACUGGUGGAUACACGUUUGUUAAAAUGGCUUCAUAAUAAACCUAAAAUAUUUUCACACCUGUCAUAAUAAUCUGUACCUCCUCCAUCCUCCUGUACGAUCUGCUGAUAAUCACAUAUUAUGUUACUGUAAUAUGUGAUAUCACAUCACAUAUUAUGCUACUGUCUUGCUGUCUUGCUUUAUUUUGUUUAUGCAGAACUUUUCACAUGACAUAAGCUUCCAUAUAAUUUUAACAUAAAGCUUUGCAGUGGAAACAAACAGCUUUUGUUCAACAUCUAGCUGCUGUGUGACUCCAAAAACAUUUCUUCUAUUUUCUUUCUAGCACAGAACAUAAAUGAGUCAGAGGCAUGAAUCAUGGGGGAACAAAUGGUGCCAUUGGGAAAACCAUGAAUAUUUAACAAUAAAUAAACAGCUCACAUUUUCUGAUUGCAUAGUACUUUCCUGAACUUUCAAGGUCAUUUGUGCCCUGAGCUGCUGUUAUGUUAUUUGUGUGAAUUUAUGAGUUUUAUUGUCUUGGCAGCGUCCUGCCUGCCCAGCCCUGAUAUGCAGAGGUAAAGUGUUUAUUCAGAGGAGAGUCCAGCAGGAAGCAUCAGUCAGCAGAUUUUAUUCAUGCAGCUGAAUAACAGGCAGAAAAGUGACA